Messenger RNA from Epinephelus lanceolatus (giant grouper), 1961 nucleotides. RefSeq names its product sphingomyelin synthase 2a (gene sgms2a). The record is from RefSeq and is a predicted model, not a curated record. Gene Ontology annotation, cellular component: endoplasmic reticulum membrane; plasma membrane; Golgi membrane. Gene Ontology annotation, biological process: sphingomyelin biosynthetic process; ceramide biosynthetic process. Gene Ontology annotation, molecular function: sphingomyelin synthase activity; ceramide cholinephosphotransferase activity. NCBI's taxonomy places the organism in Eukaryota, Metazoa, Chordata, Actinopteri, Perciformes, Serranidae.
GAUGUGAAUCCCGCAGAGCACCUAUUUUCCACGGACAGAGUUACAGGGCGAUGCUUGUGCCUGAUUACAGGACGGUGACUCUGAAUUAAAGGGGGUGCGAGGCAGGAGGCCGGGUACACAGAGGCUGGAUGGAUGUGAGAAGACGCGGGGCUUCGGGGAGGAGCGCUCCCUCAAAAGCGAGCGGCACUGUCGGGUAAUGUAGCAGUCCAGCCUGAAGAGCAGCGACCAAGCAGCGAGCAGGGCGCAGCAUCAGAAGAUUCAAGGGACUGCAACUACAGGAAGAGGCGCUAGGAGGCCCGAGCAAGGCAGCUAAAAAGCCUCAACCUAGAGGAGCGGUGCCUGUGGAUGGACAGUGCAGGCACCCAUGGCGUCACAGGAGCUUGUGGAUGCGAGAGACUCUGCCAAUGAUAAUCUAAACCCAGGAAUGGAGGGUGGUGCUGCACCCAGCAAUGGUAAAAUCUGUCCUGUCCACAAACCUGGUGGAGAGGAUACAAAGCGGGGCUUCCGGAAAGGCAUAAGCAGGCAUAAUGACUACGUGAAGAUUUCUGUGCCAGAGUCCAAGAUCAACCGUCUGCCCAUGGAGUGGUGGAAGACAGCAGUGGUCUUCUUUUAUGCUGGCUUUAACUUGGUCUUGACAACAGUCGUCAUCACUAUAGUCCACGAGAGGGUCCCACCCAAAGAAAGCAGCCCGCCUCUUCCUGAUAAGUUUUUUGACUAUAUUGACAGGGUCAAAUGGGCAUUUACAGUGACAGAGAUCAAUGGCAUGGUGCUGUUGGCUAUUUGGAUGAUCCAGUUAUUCUUCUUCAGAUACAGGUCAAUAGCCAGCAGGCGGUUCUUCUUCCUCAUUGGCACCCUGUACUUGUACCGCUGUGUCACUAUGUACAUCACCACCCUGCCUGUGCCUGGCAUGCAUAUGACUUGUGCUCCUAAGCUCCACGGAGACUCCCAAGCAAAAAUCCAACGAAUUCUGCGGCUGAUUUCAGGCGGAGGUCUGUCCAUUACAAACUCCCACCUCCUGUGCGGAGACUUCCUCUAUAGCGGACACACCGUGAUGCUCACACUCACCUACCUAUUCAUCAAGGAGUACUCGCCACGGUCGUUUUGGUGGUACCAUCUGAUGUGCUGGCUGCUGAGCGCCGUGGGUGUGGUGUGCAUCUUGGUGGCACAUGAGCAUUACAGUGUGGAUGUGGUCGUGGCCUAUUUUAUCACCUCGCGCCUGUUCUGGUGGUACCACACCAUGGCCAACUUACAGACUCUGAAAUGCUCGCCCAACAACUACCUCACCAACACCUGGUGGAACCCACUGUUCAACUUCAUGGAGAGGAACGUCCAAACUUCGAUCCCAUGCUCCUACAGCUGGCCCAUCACCUGGCCUCCCGCCUGCCUUAAGAACCCCUGCAAGAAGUACUCCAUGGUACAGAGCACACGAGAGGAGUGACGCCACCUUCAGAGCGCUGUCUGCCAGACAGUAACAUAAUGAUACCAAAUGCAUAGCUAUCAAACAAAUGCUUCUGCAAAAAUGAGAAAUAAUCAUAUUGUCUCUAUGUUUGUUCUUUAUAGAUGUAAUUUAUUUAUGAGAUAAAGUCCCACAGAGUCAUCAGUGUUUUUGUAACUCGGCUCCUAGUUAACGUCAGACAUGAGCGAAGAAUUUGUUCCAGCAGGUUUGUUGCAGUAUUUGCAAGAUUUGAUUUUAAAUAUGCUAGCGUACUCUUUCAUACUGUAUGUGUUGAUGGGGUUUACCUCAAUAUGAUAUUAUUGUGCUCAAGUCACAAGGUGCCUUAGUGUGUUUAAUGUCAGUAGGUGUACCAAAACUGCCAUUACAAGUCUUGGUGUUUUGUUGUUGUUGUUGUUUUUUUCUAUGAGUAUUUUGUUAUUAUUAAUUUUGUAUUCAUUUUAGUAGCCUUGAGUGUGUAUCCAGCUGUAGUCUCAACAUUGUACUAUUGUAUUAAAAAUUAAACAUA